Molecule: messenger RNA, 1605 nt
Organism: Sphaeramia orbicularis (orbiculate cardinalfish)
Lineage: Eukaryota; Metazoa; Chordata; Actinopteri; Kurtiformes; Apogonidae
Product: voltage-dependent anion-selective channel protein 2-like
Exons: 9
Coding region: 131-982 (283 amino acids)
Biological process (GO): monoatomic anion transmembrane transport
Cellular component (GO): mitochondrial outer membrane
Molecular function (GO): voltage-gated monoatomic anion channel activity
Source: RefSeq, a predicted model, not a curated record
GGUCCUUCGGCGCUGAGGUCAGGAGGGUGUUUGUUGCGGUGUCUCCUCCAUAUCGUCCUACACCGGCCCCUGACAAAUUUACUCUUGUUUUUAUAAGUUAACACCGACAACAACACUAAAAAUCGGCAUCAUGGCAGUCCCCCCCGCAUACGUAGACCUCGGGAAAUCAGCAAAGGAUAUCUUCAAUAAGGGAUACGGUUUUGGACUGGUCAAACUUGAUGUGAAGACAAAGUCCACUACUGGUGUGGAAUUUAAAACGUCUGGUUCAUCCAACACUGACACCAGCAAAGUCACUGGAACCCUGGAAACCAAAUACAAAUGGGCUGAAUAUGGGCUGACGUUCACAGAGAAGUGGACGACAGAAAACACACUGGGCACAGAGAUCUGCGUCGAGGACCAGAUCACCAAAGGCCUGAAACUCACCUUCGACACUACAUUUUCACCAAACACUGGGAAAAAGAGUGGCAAGGUCAAGACGGCCUAUAAACGGGAGUAUGUGAACGUGGGCGUGGACGUAGAUUUAGAUUUUGCCGGUCCGACUAUCCACGGAGCAGCGGUGGCUGGGUAUGAAGGAUGGCUGGCCGGAUACCAGAUGACCUUUGACUCGGCCAAGUCCAAGAUGACCCAGAGCAACUUCGCAAUCGGCUACAAGACCGGAGACUUCCAGCUCCACACCAAUGUGAAUGAUGGUUCAGAGUUUGGCGGAUCCAUUUAUCAGAAGGUGAACGAUAAACUGGAGACCGCUGUGAAUCUGGCCUGGACUGCAGGCACUAAUGGUACUCGCUUUGGCAUCGCUGCUAAAUACCAGCUGGACUCCGACGCCUCCAUAUCUGCUAAAGUGAAUAAUGCCAGCUUGGUAGGAAUUGGAUACAGCCAGACUCUGAGGCCUGGUAUGAAACUUCUCCUGUCUGCGCUGGUGGAUGGAAAGAACAUCAACGCCGGAGGCCACAAACUGGGUCUGGGCCUAGAGUUGGAGGCAUGAACGUCUGCGCAGAGAAGACGAAUAUUAGCAGAAACAGAUAUUUUAAAGUGAGAUACGAAGCCAAGUUCAAAUCAAAGCCCAGUUCUCAAAGCACUUUCCAGACAGAAACCUUUUCCACUGACCUCCUUCACUCGCGUUUCAGUCACUUUUCUGCCAAUUCAUCGUCUUUGUCGUGUUCAAAGUUGGCUUCUUAAUUUUGACAAUCCAGAAGUGGUUCCCAAAAGUUAUUUUGCUGAAGUGUGAUGCUGUAGAAUGUAACUCUAAGCUCAUUUUGCACAGUAGAACAUACUUUUAUUUAAGCUUUUCCUCUUUUAUUUGCACAUUUUAUUGUAACCAGGUAGUGGCGUUCUGAAAGGGUUACUCCUCCGGAUGUUGAUGCCAACCUGCUGGAUAGAGGUUUAACCAUGCUGUGAGUUUCAGACCUCUCCUACCUUCAACACCUGCGUCUAAGUUGCUAAAUGGGUUUUCUUUUCUUCAGUAUGACUCGAGUGAAUCAUAAUCAGAGUGAAACAUCGACCUUUCUGCACAUUUUUUUUGAGGACUGUGACAUGAAUCAGGAACAAUAUCACUGUUUGUGUGUUGGCGUGUCUACCUUUGCAAUAAAGUUUUGAAAUCCAGCUUUA